AUGGACGAAUCUUCAUAUGUUCCAGAAUAUUUCUAUCCUACACAUCGUGUACCUGAUAGCCAUGGGCAACCCGUUCAAGGCUACAGUUUACCACCAACUCAGGGUUAUGCCGGGCAAACAACGACGGGGAUGGGAGUUCCCUAUCAAAGCACUACCCAGCCUAGUAUAGAGGCAACGAAUUUCACAGUACCGCCUCAAAGCACCAGUCAACCUAGUAUGGGGGCAACAAAUUUCAUAGUCCCACCUCAGAGCACCAGUCAACCUAGUAUGAGGGCAACGAAUUUCAUAGCCCCACCUCAAGCCACCUACCAGCCCGACCCGAGGGUUUACAAUCCCUACCAAACGAACUAUGGGCCAGGUCCUGUCCCACGCAGGCAUUCUCAACAUCUUCAUCAUGCACAACGUGAAAGGAGAUUGGCUACAUAUCCAUAUUAUAGCCCUAUUAAUACUGCGGUAGGCAACCAACAAGUCAACUACAGCUACAGCCAGCCAGGCUAUAUCGGACAACCGACUGGUAACCCCCCUCAAUCUAGUUGGCCUAUACGUCUUCCUAGUCAAUAUGGUCCACCCAGUACACCCAGUCUACCUAGGCAGUCUAGACAAUCUAGGAGAUCUAGGAAGCUUAAGAAUUAUCGCCAGGUCCAGAGGCAAACACAUUCACCGCCGCCCCAGUUGGAACUUCCAAAGCCUCCGGCACUACCUUCUGAGACCCACACAGCGCCACUACCGAAGACUGAGUCGGUAUUUUCAGAGGCCCAGAAAGUGCCACCGGAAUCUCAACAAGCACUGCCAACGACCCAAACGGCCCCAUCAUACUCUCAAACGAUACCCCCAGAGAACCAUACAGUACAACUAAAACCUCAACCGGCACCGUCAGAGACCCAGCCAUUGCCAUCAGACGCUCAGUCUGAACAACCAAAGGCUCCAGAGAUACCCCGUGAGCCCCUAGAUGAUUAUUUAACCGGGCUCAGUGCCUCCGAAUGGGAUGAUAUGUUCAGAUUUUAUGUGCAAAUUCUAUUGAGAUAAAGAUAUGCCCAAGGCUUAUCUUUUAUAUAUAGGAUAUUGUGUCAAAUGCGAAUAAAAAGAAAACUCCUAUUUGAGUUUGAGACAUGUGCCUUGCUACCUUAUAAAAAGGAACAAGAAAUGAAUAAAAGAAUGAUAAAAGACCUGGAAUAUUGUUAAGGUAUAAGUGGCUUAAGGGUAGACUCGGGGGUGGACUUAG
Molecule: messenger RNA, 1222 nt
Organism: Daldinia decipiens
Lineage: Eukaryota; Fungi; Ascomycota; Sordariomycetes; Xylariales; Hypoxylaceae
Exons: 1
Coding region: 1-1026 (341 amino acids)
Source: RefSeq, a predicted model, not a curated record